Staurois parvus is the source of this 1256-nucleotide messenger RNA. The record is from the annotation of a GenBank genome assembly. Lineage: Eukaryota; Metazoa; Chordata; Amphibia; Anura; Ranidae.
GCAGACUGUAGUUUUUUUUUUGUUGGUUCAGGAUGAUCUUUGACAGGGUGAAGAAGUUGCUGGUGGUGCUGGAGUCCCCCGAGGAUGACGUUGCUCCAGUGUUCAGCAGCGGGGGGGACACGGUGUCCGGGAAGGUGCUUCUGGAGCUGCUGGCCGACGACACUAAGGUGGAGUCAGUGAAGCUGCACGCAGGGGGCUAUGCUAAGGUGCACUGGACCGAGUCCCGGAGUGCAGGCUCCAGCACGGCAUACACCCAGAACUACAGUGAUGAGGUGGAGUACGUCAACCUGAGGGAGACGCUACUAAGCACAGACAAUGGCACGCUUAAUGUUCUGCCAGCAGGAAGACACGAGUUUCCUUUCACCUUUCAGCUGCCUGAGAAUUUGGUGACCUCUUUUGAAGGCAAGCAUGGUUGUGUUCGCUACUGGGUCAAAGCAAAGCUGCACCGUCCAUGGUCCACAGUUAAAAAAGCGAAGAAAGAGUUUACUGUGCUUGAACCCAUUGAUAUCAACACACCUGAUUUGCUGGCUCCUCAAGCUGGUACCAAAGAAAAGAUUGCACAUGCCUGGUACUGUAACCUGGGGCAGGUGUCUGUCACUGCGAAGAUUGACAGAAAGGGAUAUACCCCUGGUGAAGUCAUACCCAUCUUUGCAGAGAUUGACAAUUGCACCAGUCGCAAUGUGGUGCCUAAAGCAGCCAUCAUCCAGUCGCAGACUUUUAUUGCUCGUGGUACCUUGAAACAGAAGAAAUCUGUGGUAGCUACGCUGGCUGGAGACUCUAUAUCUGCAGGGAAAAGAGAGACCUGGCAUGGACGGGCUCUAAAAAUACCGCCACUUGGCCCUUCCAUCCUUCAGUGUCGCAUUAUUCGUGUUGAAUAUGCUUUGAAGAUGUGUGUAGAGAUCCCUGGUUGCUCAAAGCUGCUCUUGGAGCUCCCACUGGUGAUUGGCACCAUUCCACUUCAUCCAUUUGGAAGCAGAACAUCGAGUGUGGGCAGUCAGUACAGUGUCCAUCUUGACUGGCUACAUGGAACUGUUCCAGAACAACCUGAGCCGCCUCCUGAAUACUCCUCAGUAGUUUCUGAAGAAGAGGUUCAAAACGGUCUUUCCCCUCCGCGUCGUGCCAGUAUGGGUUGUAUCCUAGACGGGCCAUUUUAUGCCUACAUUCAGGAGUUCAGGAACAGGCCCCCUCCACUGUAUUCAGAGGUUGAUCCUAACCCACCUGCAGCAGAAAUCCGUCCACGUUGCAUGACAUGUUGA